CGCGCUAGUGCUCCAAUUGACCAAUGAUGACUCAGAGCAAGCAGCUCGCCUCCCUUCACCUCGCCUGACUCUUGAAAUAUACUUUCUCCCAACAUCUACACUCGAUCAAAAGAAGCCAUUGAAUGUCCUCACGUACAGAAUUAAGUAAGAAGAGCCCGCGCGAGUCCUUCCCUCAUUCAGCAUACAUCGCAUCACAGUCUAUACAAGAAUUCGUCCCCACUUCCGGCACGUAUCCCAAAGGCUUCCAAGUCGGCAGCAUCAACGUCGGCAUAAAACCAGCAAGCAAGUCUCAACCUGACUUAGUCCUCGUAGCUUCCGAGAAGCCGUCCAAUGGAGCUGCGGUGUUUACCAAGAAUGAAUUCCCGAAUGCUUCGAUCACGGUGUCGAAGGAGAUUGUGAGGAGGACCAAAGGGUGGGGAGUACGGGGUGUGAUUGCGAAUUCGUGGUGUGGGAAUACGAUCACUGGGAAGCAGGGACUUGAGGAUUCUUUGAUAAUGAGUAAAGAAGCCGGUAGGUAUAUUUCUGGAGAGACGACAGACGCUGAAGCAGAGUCUUCUGUGAUGGUGAUGCAUACCGGAAUGGGUGGCCAGCGCCUCCCUAUAAACAACAUCAUCAAAGGGAUCCCCACCCUCCACGCCAGCAUGGGCAAUUCCCACACGCACUGGCUCGAAGCAGCCCGUGGCCUCUCCACAACCGACACAUUCCCCAAACUCGUCUCCCGAACCUUCACUCUCCCCUCCUCCCCCACCAUCACCUAUUCCAUCGCCGGCCUAACCAAAGGCUCCGGAAUGAUCCACCCCAACAUGGCCACCACCCUGGGAAUCAUUUGUACCGACGCUUCCAUCUCUGCACCCGCCCUGCAAAAUUGCUAUCCACCGCUACCGAGAAAUCGCGGGCCAGAAAUCUCACUCGAUUCUUCUUGUGAAGAUUUUAUUUCUUUCCAAAGGAUAUUAGUUGAGUUCAUGGCCGAUAUGGCAAAACUAGUAGUCCGCGACGGCGAGGGAGCAACGAAAUUCAUCACCAUUCGCGUCCAUGGCGCUCCAUCCUAUGCGGCUGGGAAACAUAUCGCGUCUGUGAUUGCGCGCUCAGUGCUUUUUAAGACGGGGAUUUAUGGCAAGGAGCCGAAUUGGGGGAAUGUGGUGGCGGCGCUGGGGUAUUCGUUGAUGAAUACGGGGAAGGGGAUCAUUGUUGGGGAGUUGACUUCUGUUAGUUUUGUUGCGGAGGGAGGAGAGGUGUUGAAGUUUAUGGAGAGGGGAGUUUUGGGGGUGGUGGAUGAGCAAAGGGCGAAGGAGGUUAUGGAGAAGGAGGAUGUGGAGGUUUUGGUUGAGUUGAGGGAUGAUGGGAAGGAGGAUGGGGGCGAGGAAGCGGUUUAUUGGACGUGUGAUUUGACGCAUGAGUUUGUGACCAUUAAUAGCGAUUUUGGGAAUUAG
Messenger RNA from Mollisia scopiformis, 1430 nucleotides. RefSeq names its product Arginine biosynthesis bifunctional protein ArgJ beta chain. NCBI's taxonomy places the organism in Eukaryota, Fungi, Ascomycota, Leotiomycetes, Helotiales, Mollisiaceae. Bases 123 to 1430 code for a protein of 435 amino acids. Gene Ontology annotation, molecular function: L-glutamate N-acetyltransferase activity, acting on acetyl-L-ornithine as donor; L-glutamate N-acetyltransferase activity, acting on acetyl-CoA as donor. The record is from RefSeq and is a predicted model, not a curated record. Gene Ontology annotation, cellular component: mitochondrial matrix. The transcript is spliced from 4 exons. Gene Ontology annotation, biological process: L-arginine biosynthetic process; L-ornithine biosynthetic process.